Tuber melanosporum (Perigord truffle) is the source of this 861-nucleotide messenger RNA. RefSeq lists its product as uncharacterized. Lineage: Eukaryota; Fungi; Ascomycota; Pezizomycetes; Pezizales; Tuberaceae. The record is from RefSeq and is a predicted model, not a curated record. Bases 1 to 429 code for a protein of 142 amino acids. The transcript has a single exon.
AUGGAAUCCAAUCCCCCUUUCGCAACUUUCUUAAGGGGGGAUCCACCACAAUGCCAAAGCUUCGCCAUGCUGUGCCACCACAGCCCUAAGCAUCAUCAUCAUCCUCUCUCUUCACUCUCAUACUCGUACUGUACCUCCUCGGCGGCACGGGCACCGAUUCUUGUUCUGUUUUACCGCACUUUUGCUUUGUUUCGCGAUGUUUUGCUGGUUCAUGCUUCCUGUCUUUCGCGCCACCCUCAGGAGACGAGGCGAGAUUGGAGGAAGUGUGCGGGUUGUUUUGGAUCAUGUAAAUUAUGGCUUCGGGAGUUGAAGAUGUUGUGGAAAUGCCCCCGGCAAGGGUUGCAUGAUGCUCAACCCCCCCCUUGGCUUUUACUCGUACCGGUACAGUACAGUACUGUACUAUACUCGAGUACGGGUACAGUAACAUGAGGCUUCUAGAAGGUUUGGGGACGUAAGCGAGGGAAGGGUCUAUUUUUAUUCUUAUGUAAUUCUUAUUUUUAUUGGUCUUCUUUUUCCGGAAGGAAAGCGGGGAGGGUGAAUUUAAUGCAUUGUUCCCAAUUUUUUCCGGGCGUUUGAAACUCGGUUCCCGGUGCAGUGGUUCCUUCCUUCUUCUUUUUUCCCUCUGCAUAAUAUUAUUAUUGUCAGAAUCAAAGCCGUACGCGCGACGUCGGCCCUGGCGCUCUGGCGCUCUCACCUUACUGAUUCAUCCAUUACCAAUAGUCAAUCAAGGUCACAUUACAUCACUCGACUUUAAGGCUUUUCUUCUUCGGAUACGGUACCCCGAGACUCCCUCUCUCCGAGGGUCCACUUUCGGGAAUGAAUUCACCGUACCGUAUUGUGCGCGCAUGAAAGAAAGAUAGA